Messenger RNA from Vitrella brassicaformis, 4888 nucleotides. Lineage: Eukaryota; Vitrellaceae. The record is from the annotation of a GenBank genome assembly.
UGUGCCACGUCAAACCAUGCGCCAGGCUACUGAUAGAAUUCUGCUCUGGUUUGCUGGUUGAUGCGGUGGUUGAGGUCUCGUAUCUUUUCUAUAACGAUAUCGAGACUCUGCGCCUGCGAUAGGUACUCCAAACACUCCUGUUGCAGACAUCCGCAGACGACACAGGGCACGCACAUUCACCAAUGUGUGUGUGUGCCCUCUGUUUAUGAUAUACCUUGAUGUUUGCGGCGUUCAUCUCCACACAAUUCUCCUUGUACGUCGCCAAAGUCUGCAUCCAUCCAUCCAUCCAUCCAUAACAUCUACACCGCUUGAAAAUGUCUCUCCCGCCUGCUGUCCACCCCACCUGCAGCAGGUAUAGUCCGUUAAGUGUGAAGUCCGAGCUGGUGGUCUCCCUGAGGUCGGCGAUGAGGGUUUUGAUGACGAACUUGCCCACGCGCUGCUUCGUCUGCCAGUCGUUGGUGCACAACUGACGCAACGCAAACAACACCUGCAACGAAGCGGCAACAGCAACACAAAGAGUUCGUUCCGUGUUUAUGCUUGUGCCGGUGAUAAUGCGUUGACCGACCUUUCCCUUGAGUGGCGCGCUAGGUUUGCUGUUCUGGAACAUGUACAGGAGACACUCUAUCGUCGGAUACCUAUGCGCAUGCAUGAGACAGACAGCAAGUGCAUCUCGACCAGUCGAUCAGCUCAUGUCACUUGACUUUGGCAGGCCUACCCCCGCUUGCUGAGAAGCACCCUGGAACUCUCGUCGUUCCCCAGCUGACUGCACGCAUGAAGCGUAAGGACCCAUUGGACAGACUGUACGUGUGUCUCUAUGUCUGACGCCAUCCAUCGUAGGUACCCUAUGAGUGAGGACAGAUGCGUGAGGGUCUUGUGCUUGUGCAUCUGGUUGUACGUCGACUGCAGUCAUUGCACGCACACACACAGCAGCAGCAGUGAAUGCCCCUGGCUGCACAUUGAUUGCACAGCCAGCCCUCUUCCUCACUGUCAGUAUGUCGAUGGUGAUCGGGAUCAAACCUGAUGAGGCACAGACAUACACACAUCACAUAUGCACACGCAUAUCCAACGCAUGUAGAGGGUCUGUGUCUGUGUACCAGCCGCGCAGCAGGCCGCCCUGUGGUGCACGCUUUUGGUCAGGUUGACCAGCAACGUCAGCGUGUACUGGAUCAAAUCAUCCUCCUACCAAGCAACACACAGACAUACGUGUAAGUGUAUCUAUGAGUGUAGUCAUCGCCGGACGGACCUUCGAUCGCAGGUUUUCGACACAGCUCUGAGCAGCCCCAGACGAUAUGAGGACAUUCUGCGGACAACGGAGAGAGGAGUAAAGUCACGGACGCACGUGUUUGCUCUGCGUGUCAGUCACCUUGAUGGCGUCGUUGGCGGCGCUCAAAUUGGUGAGGGCCGCCGUGGCAUAGGUGGCCAGGAGGGGCGUGGCGGUGCGCAUCAGCCCCACGAGGGCAGGCGUGAUCACGCUCAGAUACUCCUACACAAAAGUGGCCACAAUCGCUCACACCAGGCUCUGUGAGGGAUUUGCCUGCCCACCUGCGACACGUUUUGUUGCGAUUGAUGCAGCACCUGUCGGCAGAUGGCUGCCUUGAGGCUGGACGAGCAGGGCGAGUUGAGCAACACGGCAAGCAGAUUGGCGUACCCACCGUCAGCACUGACACACAUCACCCACACACCAGCGUCAUGGGAUGUAUUGCAUUCCAUCUCCCCUUUGUGUGUAGUGAGAGUGCUCACGAGCUCUUGUGGAAGAGCUUCUGCACGUACUGCGACUCCAACAUGACCUGCAUGGUCGACACAGCCACGGGUGUACUUGUGGCGUUGUCUGAUCGACAAUAGAUGGCCGCUGACCGUGAGGACGCUGUCGUUGAAGCAGUAGUCGGUGCCGAAUGUGGCCUCCUUGACGGCCUUGACCAGCGAUGUGCUGUAGAAGGGCUUCAGCAUGUCGCGUGGACGCAGGUGUAGCAGGAAAUCCAACACCUGACGCAGUUUCUGCACUCAAUACAGCACAGAACACAGCCCUCCUUGUAUUUGCGUGUCUCUGCAUGUGAUGGGUCUCUGUCUGUCUGUCUGUCUGUCUCACUGUCUGUCUCACUUUGUCCGCUUCCGUGCCCACUGCUCCGACCGAGUCGCAGACAUCAGCUAACGAGAACUUGCCGCCUGGAAAAGUGAGCACAAGGUUAGCUUGUGUGUGCGUGUAUGUGUGUGCGUGUAUGUGUAUGCACCUAGAAGGCCGCCAUCGACUGCAUAUGCGAGGUAUCUGGCUACGCGCAUGACCCACUCGUUGCGAUAGAUCUCCAUGUCCUCCGUCUCGUCAUGAGGAUCCAAACCUACACACAUCACACACAACACACACAACACACACACACACACGAGACAGACACUCAUGCCUGCCGCCCCCACCCAUUUGCCCACCGAGCUCCUCGCCGCUUCUGACGAUGUCGUCCUUGACCACCAGCGGAUCUGACACCACCGGAACGCCAUCCAAAUCAACCGUCAACAACUCUGACACACAGAGGCAAAGGAAGGUAGAAAAGCCGAGUGCUGCACACGUGCGUCGAUUGAUGGCUGCUUUGCUACCUGGUGUGGUGAGCACGUUUUCGUUCUCCAUGAUCUUGAGGAUGGAUUUGAGGAACACCCUGGCCUUGUCCGCUACUGACGGCUGCACUCAGCCGACCGGUCAAACACACAGAAUGCUGAUGGAAUGCAUUGAUGCGAUGCAUUUCGUUGCUGUGUGUCACCCACCUGCAGUUUGAGCCGUGUGCUGAGCCACUGGAAGCCCUCCUCGUUGAAGCUGAACACACACAAACACGCAUGACAGGUGUGAACGAAUGACGUCUGUUACGACUCACAGAAGGGCAUUCAGCUUCGCUUCGACCAUGUCACGAUACCUGAGGAAAGAAUGAAUACACAUGAUGUUGUAUCGGCACGUGGGUGGGUAUGUGGAUAUGAUACCCACCAGACGUGUUCCUGGGUGAGCGUCGCAAACAAGUCUGCGGCCAGCCGGCACUCGUUGACCAGAUCCUCGUCCUGCACAAACCCAUCUGACACACCGACCGAGAUAGCAUCCACAGCCCAUCGAUGAAUGAAUGAAUGAAUGGAUGAAUGUAGUGCGUGGCUGCCCACCUCUGAUGUUCGAGUUGUCUACGCGGAAGACGAUAGCGAAGUCCUGGGCCGUGUCCAUUAGCGGAGGAAUGUCUGAUGGGGACAGAUACACGGAAUCACGGGCAAAGGGGUGCACAUGUGAGUGGGUGCGUGAUGCACCGUACGUUGCCUCCUGAGCAAGACGCAAAAGAUGGACACGUCAUUGUGCGGCUCGCGGCACUGCAGAAACAACUGACGAACGAAUUGACGGACGGACGCACAGACAGAGGAGGGACACACAGGGAAAGGAGACAUUCUCGACCAAAGGAGGGAUAAAUGCGUGGCGAGUGGCUUGCUGUCUGCCUGCGUGCAUACCUCCCAGCCCAUCCAGGUGGAGAUGUCGUCCGCCAGGUUCAUCUUCUUGUAGUAGGCGUUGUUCUUGACCACAAAGAAAUGCUUCAUGUUCUCCUGUCAAGGGCACACACAUACACACACAGGCAGAUAGCCAUGUUGCCCUUUCCUUCCUUGCUCCCCUCUCCGUACCGACCGUACCGUGAGUGCCUGUUUGUACUCCAUGGCCACCCACCGGAUGUGGUCGCGCUGAAUCUGACGAUACACACAGACAGACAGACAGGCAGCAACAAGGAGGAUGUCGGUUGAUGUGACUGGGGUGGUUGCUUACCUCCUCCAGAUGGUACAGCGGGAGAGGGUCGUGCACGUGCAGCGACACGUAGAUGCCUGACAAACACGCAGACAACUAGCAUCCACCCUUCCUUCCUUCUGUGUGUGGCAAGCUUACUGACCCCUCUCUGAGUCUAGGUACAUGCCCGUGUCCUUCGCUGACACCGCAUUGGCGCGAUCUGCAACACGGCACCAAGCGACGUGCGCAGGUGUAUGUCCCAUCUAUAAGGACCACCGGCUGACCCAUGAAGGAUUGCUUGAGGAAGAGGCUGUAGCCCUCGUACCGGACCUCCUUGUACCUGUGCGUGAACGAGCGAACGAACGAUGCCAGGAUGAAUGAAUGGGCAUCAGGUGUGGGCACGGCCAUCUAUCUGUUCCGACCGACCCUUCGAAUGGUUUGACUCUGGGCAGCUCCUGCUGGCGGCCCUCCUCCAUCAAAGGAUGCUUGAACCGGGGAAACACACACACCUGCAGGCACAACAUACAUAGCACAGCACGGGUGUGUGUGAAGCCAUCUCCUUGUGUGUGCCGCUGGCUGUCGUACCUUUCCGAAUCUGAACAUGUAGUCGGUUUGCCAUGCGACCAUGAUGAAGUCGACGAGGGCCUCGCGAUUCAAACUACUCACAAACAGCUUCUCGCUCUGCCACUCAGGCGGCUGACACACACCACACAGAGAGAGAAAAGAGAAGCCAUUCCCGCCAUCCAUCCAUCCAGCUCCCCUUCCGUCCCUCCCUUUCUCACCCUGUCCUUUGAGAGUAUGAGUAGGAACUCCGUGCUGUUGGUGUCCUCAACCAGCUUCUCUACGUGGGCGAAGAACAGCUGCCCGCCACGGAUCAACUUGGACAUGUUGCGCUGGAGGAAAAACACCGCUGACAGACAGACAGACAGAGAGAAAAAGGAUCCAUCUGUCCACCCAUCGCACAAAGCAAGCCAUACACAUCGAUGGAUGCACCAUCUGCCAACGCCCAUCCGUCUGUCGGAGAGCUACCGUGUUUGCCGACGCACAUGUAGACUUUUUUGCUCCUUCCCAUGAAUUUGAGGGUGACGAGGUCGAAGUACCGCAGCUCCGACUUGGUCUUGAGCGCCAAAGGCGCCAAUAUCGCCAGAUCUGUCAUGAUUG